AUGGCGCCCACGCCACGGACGCCGGCGCCGGCGCCGGAGAGGGCGCCGCCGCCCGUGCCCACUCCUCCUCCGCCUCUCGUGACGCCCCCGACGCUGCCCGUGCCCAAUCCUCCUCCGCCUCUGGAGACGCCCCCGCCGCCGUCGCCCUCAUCAUCGCAGCCGGGCGACGAGUACCACACGCCGGCGCCGUCUCUGGCCGACGGGUCGCCGCGGGAGGAGACCAGCUUCCCCAGCGACGGGAACGGGAGGGAAGGAGGAGCGCCCCCCAAGAGCCCGCAGCUCUCGCCCAUGCGCCUCGCUGCACCGCGCCUCCUGCCGCCGCCCAGCCCCCGCACCCGCACCGGGCAAAGCGGGCACGAAGAAGAGGCCGCGGCGGCGGGAACGGGAACGGCGGCGGCGCCGGCACGCGAGCCGCUGCGCCUGGCGACGAAGGGCCUCGCCCGGUCGCCGUCGUCGCAGAGGUCGCUCGCCACCACCAACUCCUCCCCUUUGCCGUCGCCAUCGCCGACGCCGCCGUCGCCGCUGACUCCCGCCGCGCCCGUGGUCCACAGCAGCAGCGGCAACAACAACAACAGGAGCGGCCAGAGCACGCCCAAGCGCGCGGCAGAGACGAAGCUGCCGCUGUCGUCGCCGGCCGCCACGGCUGCGAUCGCGGUGCACUUCGACCCGGUCGAGGAGGCCGUCACGUCGCCGCUGCACCUCGGCGGCAAGGCGCAGCGGCUCGACCACUACCACCAGCAGCAGCAGCAGCACGCGGCGGCGGCGGAGAACGGGGGAUCCGUGCCCCCCGAUGUGGCGGCCGCGGUCGCGGUCGGCGAGCGGAGGGCGCUGUCGGUGACGCUGCGCCUCGCCACGGCGGUGCUCAGCCUCGCGGCCUUCUCGGUCAUCGCCAGCGCCCGCACGUCCGGAUGGGCCGGCGACUACUACGCCCACCACCUGCAGUACAGGUACGCCGUCGCGGUGAACGUGAUCGUCUGCGCCUACUCGAUCGCGCAAUCAUUCGGCGAAAUCCGCCGCCUGAUCUCAACAAGGUUUAUAUUCCGGAGCAUGUCAAGCUACUACUGCAGCCUGUUCCUGGACCAGGCUCUGGCAUAUCUCCUCAUGUCGGCGUCGUCGGCGGCCGCGUCGCGCAACGACCUGUGGGUGUCCAGGUUCGGCACGGACGCCUUCAACAGGAAGAUCACCAGCGCCCUGUGGCUGUCCUUCAUUGCGUUCCUGAUGCUCGCCCUAAACACGCUCAUCUCCACGGCUAAUCUCUUCAGCAUGCUCUGA
Miscanthus lutarioriparius is the source of this 1272-nucleotide messenger RNA. The record is from the annotation of a GenBank genome assembly. NCBI's taxonomy places the organism in Eukaryota, Viridiplantae, Streptophyta, Magnoliopsida, Poales, Poaceae.